AUGUUACCGUCAACUGAUCCUUACAUAGACGUGGUAGAACUGUGUGCACUCUUGCAAUGUUUAGGAUUUGGUAUUAAGUCCCUGGAUACAACCGAUGGAAAUCUUAGCGGGGAAGGAACACGCACUGUUACUAUCAACUGCCAGGCGUCGGGAAUACAUGUAGUGCUGGACAGUGCAAAUUUUAGUUGCUCAUGUCCGAGCUUCAUCAGUCAACAGAAUAGCGGCUUCUGGCAAGUAUCUGGUAUGACGGGAGGCAAGGAAUACAGCAAGGAAUGUGGCAGUGCCCUACUUGGAUCUCUCCCGAAACCUCAUAGAGAACGGCUUACAAAGGAACUACAGGAUAUAGUGCGGUGUAUCAAAGAACAUAACGAAUCAGAUGUAGAGAAGAAACACGAAGCAUUGUCCAAUAAAUCAGCCAGUAUGAUCGAGCUGAAGACACCUGAAAAACGACAACAGCUGAAACCCGAAACGCCUACACGCUACCGCUCGUUGGACGCGCUUACCGCCAAGGACGACCAGCUGCCCGCGCCCGGACCACUCACCAAGGACGAUGACAAAAAGGGUCCAGAAAGUACUAAACAAUUCGCAUCUAGCCCUAAUCUGUCUGGUUUAGGAGUACACGAUGAUUAUAUGAAAAGGUUCAAGCGUGUAGAAAGCGCUUCAACGUCAAAUUUGACAGCUAAACCGGCGGCGAAAGAGGGAAAAUUAUCCAAACUAAAAAGAAUAUCACCAAAUUUAUUCAAAUUUAAAAACAGUCCUAGCUCUGUUAACAAACGAGACAAAUGUGAUGAUGUCAAAAGUAGCAAAACAAACAGUUUAACGAAAUCGAAAAUAGCUACACCGGUGAGGGUAGAAAGGAGUAAGGCGAAUAGUCCGAAUGUUAGUGGAACGACAAAGAAAUUUGGCCAGGUGAAGUCCACAAUACCGAGACUAGCUUCGAAGAAGGAGUAA
Molecule: messenger RNA, 951 nt
Organism: Danaus chrysippus (African queen)
Lineage: Eukaryota; Metazoa; Arthropoda; Insecta; Lepidoptera; Nymphalidae
Source: the annotation of a GenBank genome assembly